CUCACGUUUUUUCGUCUUCUUCAUUGCUCCGUUCCUAUUUCUCCAUUAAAACUCUAGAACUUUCCACAAAGAGAGAGAGAAAAAGCAGAAGCAGAGGGAAAAAUCAGUUGAGUUUUGGGAAUCGGAGGCGGUGGAAUUGUGGAUUCGGAGCGGCAGAAUUGUAAGUGCUGUAUGUCAGACGACUACUACUACUAUUACAGUGACAAGUAUUACGGCGGUUACAGUGAACUCGCGAAUCCAUUGCAAUGGCCUCAACUCAGGAAAAGGCGACGGCUUCUUCCCCUUCACGAAAUGCUUCAGCCGCUCAGUUUUCGCCGGAAUGGACUGCCGCCGGAACCGUAGCUGAAAUUUCCGAUCGUUCCUCUACCACCAGAUCAGCGGCCAACGCCAAAACCACUGCCACUGCUGCUGUUGCUGUGAUCGACUCCAUUGAUCGUCCUUCUCUGCCAAAUGCUCCUGCCGUUAAAGGACUGCCUACCUUAUUGAGGGCUCAAAGUCACCAUCCCUUGGACCCCCUAACUGCUGCUGAAAUUGCCGUGGCUGUUGCAACUGUCAGGGCAGCUGGCAGUACUCCUGAGGUGAGAGAUAGCAUGCGCUUUGUCGAGGCUGUUUUGGUGGAACCAGACAAGAGUGUGAUUGCUUUAGCUGAUGCAUACUUCUUCCCUCCUUUCCAACCAUCUUUGUUGCCGAGAACGAAAGGUGGGCCUGUAAUUCCUAGUAAACUUCCUCCAAGGAAGGCUAGACUAAUUGUUUAUAAUAAGAAAUCAAAUGAGACCAGCAUAUGGAUUGUUGAGCUCUCGGAGGUUCAUGCUGUGACUCGAGGAGGCCACCACCGCGGCAAAGUCAUUUCAUCUAAGGUUGUGCCUGAUAUACAGCCUCCAAUGGACGCUGCUGAAUAUGCUGAAUGUGAAGCUGUUGUGAAGGAUUUCCCUCCUUUUCGUGAUGCAAUGAAGAAGAGAGGAAUCGAUGAUAUGGAACUUGUGAUGGUUGAUGCCUGGUGUGCAGGUUACUUCAGCGAGGCUGAUGCACCUAACCGCCGUCUAGGAAAACCUCUAAUCUUUUGCAGAACUGAAAGCGACUGUCCAAUGGAAAAUGGCUAUGCUCGACCAGUUGAAGGAAUUCAUAUACUGGUUGAUAUGCAGAAUAUGGUUGUGAUAGAGUUUGAAGAUCGUAAAGUGGUUCCGUUACCACCAGCUGAUCCAUUGAGAAAUUACACUCCUGGUGAAACGAGAGGAGGGGUUGACAGAAGUGAUGUUAAACCUCUUCUUAUAAGUCAGCCUGAAGGUCCUAGCUUCCGUGUCAGUGGGCACUUUGUUGAAUGGCAGAAGUGGAACUUUCGUAUUGGUUUUACCCCCAGGGAGGGUCUGGUUAUCUAUUCUGUUGCAUAUGUUGAUGGUAGCAGAGGCCGUAGACCUGUUGCGCAUAGGCUGAGCUUCAUUGAAAUGGUAGUCCCCUAUGGGGAUCCAAAUGAGCCACAUUACAGGAAAAAUGCUUUUGAUGCAGGGGAAGAUGGGCUUGGUAAAAAUGCACAUUCCUUAAAGAAGGGUUGUGAUUGCUUAGGCUAUAUUAAGUAUUUCGAUGCGCAUUUUACAAACUUCACAGGUGGUGUUGAGACAAUCGAAAAUUGUGUCUGCCUACAUGAGGAGGAUCAUGGAAUCUUAUGGAAGCAUCAAGAUUGGAGAACAGGUUUAGCUGAAGUACGACGUUCGCGACGGCUAACAGUGUCUUUCAUCUGUACUGUCGCAAACUAUGAAUAUGGAUUUUACUGGCACUUUUAUCAGGAUGGGAAAAUCGAGGCUGAAGUUAAGCUGACUGGAAUUCUCAGCUUAGGUGCCCUUCUACCUGGGGAAGUUCGAAAAUAUGGGACAACUAUUGCACCUGGCUUGUAUGCACCUGUACAUCAGCACUUCUUUGUGGCUCGCAUGGAUAUGGCUGUUGAUUGCAAACCAGGGGAAGCACAUAAUCAGGUGGUUGAAGUAAAUGCAAGAGUUGAGCCACCAGGAGAAAAUAAUGUUCACAAUAAUGCGUUUUAUGCUGCAGAGAGAUUGCUUAGAACUGAAUUGGAAGCAAUGCGUGAUUGUAAUCCUCUAACUGCUCGCCAUUGGAUUAUCCGGAAUACAAGAACAGUCAAUCGCACGGGGCAGUUAACUGGUUACAAGCUAGUACCAGGUACAAACUGUCUGCCACUAGCUGGAUCAGAGGCAAAAUUCUUGAGAAGAGCUGCUUUCUUAAAGCAUAAUCUUUGGGUCACCCCUUACUCUGGUGAUGAGAUGUUUCCUGGAGGAGAAUUUCCUAAUCAAAAUCCUCGUGUUGGUGAGGGAUUGGCUACUUGGGUUAAGCAGAAUCGAUCCCUGGAAGAAACACAGAUAGUUCUUUGGUUAGUCCAUCCUCCUUGAUACAGAUUAAAGAUCUUAUGGCAACUAAAAGUAUGCUAGUUGAUAUGAUAAACUGCAUAAAUACAUAUUUUAUCCUGUGUUUUGGCCAUUCUCAUGUGUCACAUUUGUAAUUUCAAUGGCUAUCAUCUGAAGAAAGAACUUCACAAUGACAAGACUUGCAAAAGAGGAACCACUGAAAAAUAUGCUGUUAACAUGCA
Nicotiana tabacum (common tobacco) is the source of this 2593-nucleotide messenger RNA. NCBI's taxonomy places the organism in Eukaryota, Viridiplantae, Streptophyta, Magnoliopsida, Solanales, Solanaceae. The record is from RefSeq and is a predicted model, not a curated record.